This is a messenger RNA of Meleagris gallopavo (turkey), 2482 nucleotides long. NCBI's taxonomy places the organism in Eukaryota, Metazoa, Chordata, Aves, Galliformes, Phasianidae. The record is from RefSeq and is a predicted model, not a curated record.
UACCGAGCAGUAAUAACAAGCCCCUAGUAGUUUUGCUCUCUCCGUGAAUGAAUCCACAAGCCGGUUCCGUAACCUCCACCUGAGCUGUAGGAGUUUUGAAUGGGGCCUGUGAUUGGAUAUUUCGGCUCGUCCGACGCCUGCUCUGCCGUGACUUAGUGUGUGUUACCAUGGCGAUGACUGCAGGGACCACAACAUCCUUUCCCAUGAGCAACCACACCCGCGAGAGAGUGACGGUGGCCAAGCUCACACUGGAGAACUUCUAUAGCAACCUCAUUAUCCAGCAUGAAGAGAGGGAAACCAGGCAGAAGAAGCUAGAAGUAGCUAUGGAUGAAGAAGGCCUAGCAGACGAGGAGAAAAAACUGCGCAGGUCACAGCAUGCUCGCAAAGAAACAGAGUUUCUGCGACUGAAGAGAACAAGACUCGGCUUGGAUGACUUUGAAUCUUUGAAAGUAAUAGGAAGAGGAGCAUUUGGGGAGGUACGUCUUGUUCAGAAGAAGGAUACAGGUCAUAUUUAUGCAAUGAAGAUACUAAGAAAAGCAGAUAUGCUGGAGAAAGAACAGGUGGCCCAUAUCCGAGCAGAAAGAGAUAUAUUGGUUGAAGCAGACGGAGCAUGGGUAGUGAAAAUGUUUUACAGUUUUCAGGAUAAAAGGAACCUUUACUUGAUCAUGGAAUUUUUACCUGGAGGUGACAUGAUGACCUUGUUAAUGAAGAAGGACACCUUAUCAGAAGAGGAGACACAGUUUUACAUUUCUGAAACUGUGUUGGCCAUAGAUGCUAUUCACCAGCUGGGAUUCAUCCACAGAGAUAUUAAACCAGAUAACCUUUUGCUGGAUGCCAAGGGUCAUGUAAAACUCUCUGAUUUUGGGCUAUGCACGGGUUUAAAAAAAGCUCACAGAACUGAGUUCUACAGGAACCUUACUCAUAACCCACCAAGUGACUUCUCAUUUCAGAAUAUGAACUCAAAGAGAAAAGCAGAAACAUGGAAGAAAAACAGGCGACAGCUGGCAUAUUCUACUGUUGGGACCCCAGAUUACAUUGCACCAGAAGUAUUUAUGCAGACUGGGUACAACAAACUAUGUGACUGGUGGUCUUUGGGAGUGAUUAUGUAUGAAAUGCUAAUAGGGUAUCCGCCUUUCUGCUCAGAAACACCACAAGAAACUUACAGGAAAGUUAUGAACUGGAAAGAAACUUUGGUAUUUCCUCCAGAGGUGCCCAUUUCAGAGAAAGCAAAGGAUUUAAUUCUAAGGUUUUGUACUGAUUCAGAAAACAGAAUUGGUAGUAAUGGAGUGGAGGAAAUUAAAAGUCAUCCGUUUUUUGAAGGAGUGGACUGGGGACAUAUCAGGGAAAGACCAGCUGCAAUUCCAAUAGAAAUCAAAAGUAUUGAUGAUACAUCCAACUUUGAUGAAUUUCCUGAAUCUGAUAUUUUACAGCCAGUGCCAAACACAACGGAACCUGACUACAAAUCCAAAGACUGGGUUUUCCUCAAUUAUACCUACAAGAGGUUUGAAGGGCUCACUCAGCGUGGCUCGAUCCCUACCUACAUGAAAGCUGGGAAGUUGUGAAACUAAACACAAACCCACAAAAAACAAAAAUUACAAACCUCAGGUAGCUGCAUCACCAGACCUGCUUGGCAUUAGUUAUCAAUAUAUUGACUCUGGUGCGCAUCAGUUUCACGAGGAAAUUCUACAGGAUUAGGAUUUCUAAGACUACUACUACAGGAAUUAGUUGGCAGUGCCAGCUGGCUUUUUUUUUUUUUUUUUUAAUAUUUGAAUAUUUUUGUUAACUUUAUUAUACAAAGGUACUGGAAUAAAAGGAACCAUACAUCCCUUUGUAACUGCACUGCCUAUGUGUGUAUAACAAUUAAUUAUGCCUCUGUACCGUGGCUUUGUUUGUACUGUAACCCAUUUAAUCCACCCAGGAGUAAAACAUAUCAUUUUAUGCAGCAUUGUCGUUACACUGCUCACCUGGUGGGUUUUAGGUAUGCAGUAUAAAAAACCAUUGCCCACGUUUUCAAAAUUCUCUGAGCAGUGGCUCUAAGGGUAUUCCAGCUGUGGUCUGCAGUUGUCUCAUGAGUGUGGCAUAUUUGAAAUAGCAGUGUCCUGUGGGGCCUACUGGUACACUCUCUGGUGUCAGUCCUCCUCCCUGCUGGAGGGUUUCAUGAUCAGAUCAUCCUUGUUCUGUGGGAUGUGGGCAGGGAGACAGUCCUUUGAUCUGCUUUAAAUGAUAGUUGGUGGGCCCUGUUAUUGAAGAUGAUGUUAACUGUUUAUGAUGAUUGUACAUGUUGGCAAAUGCAGAAGAGAAAAAGGAACAAUAAUAAAGACUCUUAACAGAGGAACUUUUUUCAGACAUCAAGGCAGCCAUUUCCAGGAGUGUGUUCUUGCCUCAUUUUUGAGACAGGUCAUCUUUUUGCUGCUGAGAAUUUAAACAUCCCCUUCUGUCUGAGAAAAACUUAUCCUGUGAUGAAAUUGCUGUUUUUUUCUUU